Gambusia affinis (western mosquitofish) is the source of this 1755-nucleotide messenger RNA. RefSeq names its product rhamnose-binding lectin-like. NCBI's taxonomy places the organism in Eukaryota, Metazoa, Chordata, Actinopteri, Cyprinodontiformes, Poeciliidae. The record is from RefSeq and is a predicted model, not a curated record. Gene Ontology annotation, molecular function: carbohydrate binding. Bases 421 to 1755 code for a protein of 444 amino acids. The transcript has 17 exons.
GCAGUUCAAUAAUCAGCAUGUUAGGGAUAAUUGUCUAAGUUUCCUAUUGUGUCUGAGUGUGUCUGUCUGUCUGUCUAUGGUUGUUUGUCCUGUGUGUUUGCCCUACUUGAGGUUGUCCACAGUCUGCAUAAUGUACUCUUUCCAGCCCCUUUUGUCUCCUGCUGAUCUUGGCUCACUGCUGCAAGCAUCUUGAACUGUUUUUUUGUUUCUUUCCUUUUCUGCUCUCAGGUUGGAUGUCCGCUUCAUAUCCCUCUUGGGGUUAUGAUGUUAUUGUAGAUUUUUGGUGUGUUACAGCCAGCUGAAUAAGUGCCAUAGAGUCAGGUUCAGACUUCUUAUGAAAAACAGUCGGCUCCCCUAGUUUCACAAGCCUGUUCCCACCCUCAGUCUUUCUGUCCACCAACGUUUGAGUCUUCUAUAACCAUGAUGCUCUUCAGCGCUACAUUGUAUCUGGCAUCAACCUGCCUGCUUGUAGAUGCAGGUAUUGCUAAAGAGACUGUUACCACCUGUAUGGACAACGUUGUGCAUCGUUUGAGCUGUGAUCUGGAGAGCGUGAUCAGUGUCGAGACGUCCCUGUACGGACGUAAGGACAAUGUGACGUGCAAUGAAGGAAAGAGUCCCGAUGAGGUUUCCAACACCAACUGCUCUCUUGAUGGCGUCGCUAAUGUCUUCAAGAAAAGAUGUAAUGGAAAAAAGGUGUGUGAGCUGAACACAGAUGUCUUGGGCAGAUCUGAUCCCUGCAGGGGCACCGCCAAAUAUCUGCAGACCACCUACACCUGCCUUCCUGCCAUUCACCGCAUGAUAUGCGAGCACUCUUUAUCAUACUUAAGUUGUGAUCAAGGCCAGGUUAUUGUUGUCCAUGGAGCUGAUUACGGACGCAGAGACCAGACCACAUGUCAGUAUGGAUGCUCAGCCAAUCAGACCCAAAACACAGCCUGCUCCAGCCCCACCAGCAAAGUUGCUGAAAGCUGCCAAGGUAAAAACAGUUGCGUCAUUAAAGCCAGCAACUCUGUGUUUGGAGAUCCUUGUUUGGGCACUUACAAGUACCUGGAGGUGGCUUACCACUGUGAAUAUCCCGUCACUCCAGAUGAAACCAUGCUGUUCUUCAGACUCAACUCUGCACUAUUGCUUGCAACAGCUUGUUUACUCAUGGUAUCUGUUGCUGUUACCGAAAAGGCCACAACCUGUGAUGACAGCGAUAAUAUCCAGCAUUUGAGCUGUGAAAACGGAGUGAUCAGUGUGCAGUCGGCCCUGUAUGGACGAGCUGACCGACAGAUCUGCAGUGAGGACAAGUCUCCCCAGCAGCUUGCCAACACACAGUGCUCUCAAGAGGGCGCUGUGGACAUCAUCAAAAAGAGGUGUGAUGGUAAGAGGGUGUGUGAGUUCAACACAGAUGACGUCCGCCGCUCCGAUCCCUGCGUCGGCAUCGCCAAGUAUCUGGACACCAAUUACACCUGCCCCCCAGCACAUCGUCGUGUCACAUGUGAACACUCCUAUGCACAUUUGUAUUGUGAUUAUGGGCAGGUCAUUUUCGUCUAUGGGGCCGACUACGGACGUCGAGACCACACCACCUGCUCUUACAGACGACCUGCCUCUCAAACUGAAAAUGUUUACUGCUCAAACCCCACCAACAUAGUGGCUCAGAUCUGUAACAGGAAAAACAGCUGCACAAUCCGGGCCCACAACUCAGUUUUUGGAGACCCGUGCGUAGGCACAUUCAAGUACCUGGAGGUGGCUUACACAUGCGAAUGUGAGUAG